Messenger RNA from Paramacrobiotus metropolitanus, 2923 nucleotides. RefSeq names its product eukaryotic translation initiation factor 4B-like. The transcript has 8 exons. Bases 453 to 2630 code for a protein of 725 amino acids. The record is from RefSeq and is a predicted model, not a curated record. Lineage: Eukaryota; Metazoa; Tardigrada; Eutardigrada; Parachela; Macrobiotidae. Gene Ontology annotation, molecular function: nucleic acid binding.
UUGAUUAAUGGCGGGUGGCGCAACGAAGGUCUUCUCAGUGUGCCCUCAUGGCACAACACUCAGUCAACAGCAUGCUCGCGACGUGACGCCCGCGUUAAAGUAUGUGUGAAACGCUACACAUGGUCACGUACACACUACUCUGGCGUGACGUCACGCCAAGUCUGCAUCGGUCCUUGCGAACUUGCGCUGCAAAAGCAGGCCUACGAAAUUUUGCUACGGUAUCCUGCGGAAAAUUUUAUUUGUGAGAUCUUCAUCUCGCAGUGAAAAAACAACUCUUUACCACGUGUACUUGAUUUCGCAAUUCUUGUUCAUUUACGGCAAAAACAUUUGUCUUUUUAUCCGUGAGGGAAAUCUUCUUCCAGUCCGAGACACAACCGUGACACUAACGGAUUGGCUCUUCGUUCGAAGCAGCGCGGUGCUAGUUUCUCAUCUUCACUUUCACGGUCGCCAACAUGGCUGAAGCCAAGGGAAAGAAGGGGAAAAAAGGCGGGAAGAAGACGGUCAUGUCGCUGGAUGUGUUCCUGGGGGAUUCCAGUCCGACCGCGGCGACAGGACUGGAUUUGGAUUGGGCCAGCGAACUGGAGAACAAUCUGCCAUCAGAACCGUACUCCGCCGGGCGUCCGCGGGGCUCCAUGGACAAGGGCGCCCUGCCCUCGGCGCCGCGGUCCAUGCUGGGCGGCGAGCUGGAUCUGUCGCGCAUCCCCGAGCACCCGCCCUUCUCCCUGUACCUGAACAAUGCCCCCUUUGAAGUCAGCGCCGAGCAGAUUGUCAAGUUCUUCGUGCCGCUGGUCCCGAGUAGUGUGCAGGUCAACGAGGACCGCCGCAAACCACCCAUGGUGGAGUUCGACACGCGCGAUCUCCUCAUCCGGGCUCUCAAGGAGAAAUCCGAUUCGGCGAUCACCGGGCGGAAGAUCUAUCUGAAGCUGCCGUCGGAGAUGGAGCAGCAGCGCGGCGAGCGGGGCGGACGGGACUAUAAUCGCGGCGGGAUGGACCGGCGGGGCAGCGGUCCGGAUCUGACGCUGGGCAACUGGCGCACGGCGCAGCCGGAUGUGCCGCGUGAUCAGCCGUCGCCGGGAUUCACCCGGCCCCUCAUGCCCAACGAUAAUGCGCGCCCCUUCACACGCGACGAUAUGCGACCGCCGACACGCGACGACGACUUCCGCGGCGGCGGCGGUGGUUUCGAGCGCUCCUUCGUCCCCGCCCUUCCUCCGCAGGGCGACCGGCGCCCGCCGGGCGGCAGCGGUUUCGGUGGCAUGGACUCCCGCUUCGACACGCGCCCCUUUGAGCGCCCCCCGCCGGCGGCCGUGCCGUCGCACGUGCAGCCCUUCAACCAGGAGCGCGGACCGCGUUUCGACGUGGGCGGCGGCAGUGGAGGCGGUCUGGAGCGGGCGGACUCGCGGGACGACACCAUGUCGCGCGGAUCGUAUGGCUCGCAUCCCUCGUCCCGCCCCAUGAGCCGGGACACUUCCUACGGGGAUCUGCCGCCGCCGGAUUAUGAUACCGGGAUGGGACGACGCGGGGAUCGCUACGGAGGGGUUGGGGGUGGCGCCCCCGCGGGCGGGCGCGGUGGGGACCGCGGCGGACCGGGACGACGCGGGUUCGAUGCGCCAGCGAAUCGCGACCGGGAUCCGGUUAUCCGUCGCAAUGACUCCUUUCAGCGCACGGACUCGUACAGCGGGGAGGCCGCCGGCGCCUCGGGCGGCGACCAGGGCCUGCAGAUGCGCCGCAGUAAUUUCACGCCGCAGAUAUCCCGCGAGCCGCUCAGCCGGCAGGAUUCCCGCGAUUCACAGGGCGCCGCGCCCCCGCCGGCGCAUAACGCGCCGCCGCAGCGUCCCAAGCUGAAUCUGGUACCGCGCACAAAACCGGUGGAGGAGCCGGCCGCCUCCGGGGCCGCCGGCGCCGGCACGCCGACCCCGACGGCCAGCAGCUCGGCCAUCUUCGGCGGAGCGAAGCCGGUGGACACCACCGCCCGCGAGCGGGAGGUGGAGGAGAAGCGCCGCCGCGAGGAGGAGGAAGCGCGCGCCAAGGCCCGUGCCGACGCCGAAGCGCGGGCGGCUGCCGAGCGCGACAAGAAGCUGGCCGGCCCGCCGCCCACCCAGCUGCAGUCCGCAGCUUCCAACGGUGCUUUUGUACCGCGCCGCGACAUGGAUCACCACCGCGGCGGCGGACGCGGCGGCCCCCCACGGGCCUCCGCCCCGCCCCCACCGGAACUGUUCAACCCGCAUCUGCAGGAGAAGCAUCGCAUCCUGCGCCAGACCAGCAGCAACGCCAGCGAGAGCAGCAGCGUCAAUGAACCGCAUCCCGAGGGCGGUGGCGACGAUCACAACGGCGAUGAAGCCGCCCACCCAUCGGGCGGCGGUCAUUCGGCCCAGCACAGCGACGACGGCGAAUUCACCACGGUCAGCCACGGACGCAAGCACAGCGGUCGCCCCUCGGGGGGCCCCAUAGGGGGCGGGGGCGUGGCCACCGCCUACGGGACGCGGACGUUCACCAAUAGUUCGGGGCGGGGCGGCGGCGCCCCUCGGAAUAAUCGGGGGGCGACGGGGGCGGGGGCGGCCCCCCGAAACGGGAGUGGAAGUGGUGGGGGGCGGGGCCCCCGACGGGGUGGGCGUGACGAGGGGAAGGAGUGAAUUUUUUUUUGUCGGGCGGUUGAAUUAAUUUUUGUUUUCGGUUUAAUUAUUGGUAGUCGCGGAAAAAUUACAAAUUAAUAGGAAAAAUGUGGGUUGUGUGUGCACGCUGCUUUUUUGGCUUAAUGUGGAGGUUGAUUUUUUGGUUUUGUUUGGUUUCCUUUUUUUUGUCGGCGUAGGAAUUUGUGGUUAGAAUUCUCUGUCUGUGUGUGCUGUAGGUUUAUUAAUCGCUUUUGUUGGUCAGUGUUCUUGAGUAAUUUCUGGCGGGAAAAUUAAUAAACAGUAUUUAUCAUUAA